GAGACAGGGAGAGGGAGAGAGAAAGAGAGAAGGAAAUGGAGAGGCAGAACGAGAGAGCGCUGAGGGAGAAGGAGCUGCAGGCCUCCAAGGCCAUGGAGAGCCACUACCUGGCCGAGCUCCACGCCAUGAGGGGGCAGGAGGACCGGACCAAGCCCGAGAGACUCACCCCUAACCGGGCUGAUAAAACCAAAGAGCUCGCCCCUCCAGGUCCCAAACCUGUCCCACCAGGACUCCACCCUUCAAUGGUCCAAUCACAUCAUCCCAUCCCAGGUCUGAUCCCAGGCCACGGCCUCUUCCUGGGGGCCGGCGCUGUGGGGACAGCGCUCUCAGCCUCAAUGUUAGCUCAGAGAGCCAAUGAGGAGGAGAGGUGGCUGGCACGGCAACGUAAGCUGCGGCAGGAGAAGGAGGACCGUCAGUACCAGGUGUCUGAAUUCCGCCAGCAGGUUCUGGAGCAGCACCUGGACAUAGGACGGCCCGGAGAUGUACUAGACCACAGGACAGACUCACACAGGUGAGACAACAAUCCCAGUGUUUAAACCCUCUUACAGUUUUCAGGCCUAGCAGUAGUUAUUUACACAACACUACAA
This is a messenger RNA of Notothenia coriiceps (black rockcod), 587 nucleotides long. RefSeq names its product genetic suppressor element 1. The record is from RefSeq and is a predicted model, not a curated record. NCBI's taxonomy places the organism in Eukaryota, Metazoa, Chordata, Actinopteri, Perciformes, Nototheniidae. The transcript has 2 exons. The coding region runs from base 36 to 515 and encodes 159 amino acids.